GUCGAAGGAUCGCAUGGGUAAGUCUCACGACGUCAAAAUCAGACCACCACCAACAUCGCUGGGAAAUGGUCUAAGCUCGUCCAUUUGGUCUUUAUUCGCUACUAGAAUUUUGAAAACACAGUCUGAUAUUCCCUUAUAAACUAUAGAUCAUGUUUAAAUCAUGUUUUAGAACUUCCGCAGCAUCUCCGGGCGCGAUGCCUAACACUGUUUAUAGAUAUACCUAAACCAUGAGCUUGAAAAUUAAGCAUGAUCUUGUCUUUCCAUUUCCAUUUCCACUUUCCAUUUCUCUUUUUUCUUCAUCUACGACCUAGGUUCGAUACUGCGAGAGUUGGAUGCCUUUUUCCCUCACAUUUGUGGAGAUAAAUCCUGAGAAAGUCAGCCUCCGCAGGCAUCGUCCUCCGCGCUAGGAUCUCCGGAUUUGCCAUUACCGCCGACUCCAAAAAUCUCAUGUACCAACGCUGUCGCAUCUAACAACGACAGGCAACAUGGCUGCAGUAUCGGCAGAUGCAGCUUUUCAAGCAAAAUCAUUAUACCGACAACUAUUGCGACAGGCAAACCAGUUCGCCUCAUAUAACUUCAGAGAAUACGCAAAGCGAAGAACGAAGGAUGCAUUUCGAGAGCACCAGAAAGAGACUGAUGAGAGGAUCAGACAGGACUUGAUACAGAAGGGACUAAAGGAGUUGCAGGUGAUGAAGAGGCAAACAGUUAUAAGUCAAUUCUACCAACUUGAUCGGCUAGUAGUCGAAGGUGGCAAAUCGGGCAAGCAAAAAGGUAGCUCCGGAGAGAUUGUGCGGCAAAAGGACACUGGAUUGGAUUGAAUAUCGGAUAUGAGCAGUGUACGAUUUUGAGUGUGCAUACGAGAGGGGAAUUUGUACCAUAUAGGCACGGCGUUGAAUAAACCCUCCCCCACACAACUGCCUCUCCACUAGAUACGCAACGCAUUCGCAAGAAACACGCACCAAAUUGGUUGCUAACUGUAUUAGAUGGCAUUUUGGUGUGCGAUUCACCAGCUCAUUGCAAGUACUGCGAAAUGAUCAAUUCUCAAAGUUUUUAAUACCUUUUCCGAUCGCAAUGGUCAGCUAGUAUAGUCGCGAAACCCAUGUGAUAUUUUAAUGUCGCAGUCAAGAUUCGCCUCUUGCAGAACUACACUCAUUCUCAAAUCUUCUCUUGCGGCAUGACUGAGAUGCACGAUAGUGAGUUUUGUGUCAUGUAGUAUUUAAACAUCAGCAGAUCACAGCUCUGUCUCAAGAUAUAUUUAUCCCAUUUCUAAGAUU
This is a messenger RNA of Verruconis gallopava, 1274 nucleotides long. RefSeq lists its product as uncharacterized. Gene Ontology annotation, biological process: iron-sulfur cluster assembly. The record is from RefSeq and is a predicted model, not a curated record. The coding region runs from base 486 to 818 and encodes 110 amino acids. NCBI's taxonomy places the organism in Eukaryota, Fungi, Ascomycota, Dothideomycetes, Venturiales, Sympoventuriaceae. Gene Ontology annotation, cellular component: mitochondrion; L-cysteine desulfurase complex. The transcript has 4 exons.